AUGCUGCCCCUUGCGGCCGCCGCUUACUCCGACAACCCUCAGCUUUGCCUGUCCAACCUUGGGAAGAGUCUGCAGCUGAAACGCCUCACUUCGGUCAUCUGUGAUAUCACAAUCAUUGAUAAAUGCACAGCAUUCAGCGCUGUGAACAACGAUGACAAAGCGAUCAUUUUGUCGUUCAGGGGCACAGACAGGAACACUCAGCUUAUUGUGGAAAGCGAUGAAACAAUGCAGAAAAACCAUACACCGUGGGUUGCUGGAGGCGUGGUAUCGAAAUACUUCAACGAUGGAUUCAUGAGAAUCUGGAAGUACGGCCUGAAAGACGAUCUGGCCACCCUGCAGAGUCAGCAUAGUGGAUACGAGCUUUGGGUAGCGAGCACUACUAAGGGGACCUUACUAGAAAAUGAACGCAAAUCAUGUCUUUGUCAGAUCACCGGUCAUUCUCUUGGAGGAGCUAUGGCUUCGCUGGCAGCCUCCUACAUUGCCCACAACAAGCUCUUCCCUGCAAACAAGAUCAAGUUGGUGACAUUCGGGCAGCCUCGCACUGGAGAUAAGGAUUACGCUGCAGCGGUCGAAAAAGAGGUUCCCUACGCGUUCCGCAUUACACAUGCUCACGACGAAGUACCGCAUCUGCCACUGGAGAAUUUGGAAGGGUACUACCAUCACAAAACCGAGGCUUUCUACAACAAAGGUAUGGGAACCGGUGCUCACUACUAUGUCUGCUACGACAUGGGAGAAAGCACAUUCUGUUCGGAUGGCAAUCUCCUGGACACCUCUACAAAGGACCACCUUCACUACUUCGAGAAAGAUGUUUCUGAAUACGGAAUCAAGGGCUGCAAGUAA
Molecule: messenger RNA, 840 nt
Organism: Ostertagia ostertagi
Lineage: Eukaryota; Metazoa; Nematoda; Chromadorea; Rhabditida; Trichostrongylidae
Source: the annotation of a GenBank genome assembly